AAGUGUAAAUUAAUAUUCGGAAAACAAAUUAUAUUUUCAAAUCAAAAACAGAUUUAUUUUCAUAAGAAACGCGAUCAAAGAACAAAAAAGAGAUAGAAUAGUCAAGCGACUGCUUUUUGUGUAAUACUUGUGCCUGUAAAAAUAAAAAGAAUUAAUCAAAAUGGUGGGCACAACACUUAAAAUGCGUGACGACGAGAACGCUUGGAAGAAUUUCAAACAAGUGCAACUGAAGAAAUUGACAAAGCCUUCACAGGAGGCAACAACAAAAUGCGCUGCUUUGGGAGAUUUACUCCAGCUCACAGAUGCCCGUCGCAAUGCCACGGCUCGAGUGGAUAUUUACUGGAAAAAGGCCCAGGAAAACAUCAGUAAUGGCAAUACCGCCGCUUCACCCAAAGAAGAAGGCGGUUCGGCACUUUUGCGCGCAAAUUCGAUGCGCAAUCGCAUUCCGACCAAGCCAACAACUCGGAGAGAGCCGGAGACCAAGACGGAAGUAGUGGAGAACAAAAAGGCAGUGUCGGAGGCCAAGAAAGAAGUGACCAGGAUGCCUCUCAUCGCUGCAACCACCUCAACGAUGCCAAGCACCAUGUCUCUUUCCAGCAAGCGAUUGGCUGGGAUCGAGGACAUCGAUGCCAACGACAAGGAGAACCUGGUGCUGGUCUCCGAAUAUGUGAACGACAUCUAUGACUAUUUGUACCAGACGGAACAGCAACAACCCAUACACAAGGAUCACCUGGCCGGGCAGAAGGAGGUGUCUCACCACAUGCGAUCCGUGCUGAUCAAUUGGAUUAACGAUGUCCACUUGCAGUUCCACCUGACUCCAGAAACCUUUCAGCUAACGGUGACCAUUAUCGAUCGUUAUCUGCAAGUGGUUAAGGACACCAAGCGCAACUAUUUUCAAUUGGUGGGAGUGGCUGCUCUCUUUAUAGCCGCCAAGUACGAGGAGCGGUGUCGACCGACCAUCGUGGAUUUGGUUUUCAUCACGGACGACACGUACACAGCCCGACAGAUCCGUCAAAUGGAGCUGCAGAUCUUAAAAGCCAUCGACUACAAUCUGUCGCGUCCGCUGCCGAUUCAUUUCCUGCGGCGUUACUCGAAGGCUGCCGGCGCGGACGAUAAGCACCAUGCCAUGUCCAAAUACUUCAUUGAGCUAGCUUCUGUGGAUUACGAUAUGGCAACCUAUAGGCCAUCGGAGAUUGCAGCUGCUUCGCUGUUCCUGUCGCUGCACUUGCUCAAUGGAAACUAUCGGGCUGGGACAGGAUUCAACGACCGCCACUGGACUCCCACCUUGACCUACUACUCGCGUUAUUCGGCUGCCCACUUGCGACCCAUUACACGGCUAAUUGCGAAGCUGGCCCGGGAUGCUCCCCAGGCCAAACUGAAGGCCAUCUACAACAAGUACCAGGGGAGCAAGUUCCAGAAGAUUGCCCUGCGAAUGGAGCUAAGCGGUGCCCUAAUGGACUCAAUCGUGGGCCAGAGUCAAUGGAAGUAGUUGGGCGGAAACAAUAUAUUUUAUCAGUGCUAUUUUAACUUG
Drosophila elegans is the source of this 1531-nucleotide messenger RNA. Its product is annotated as G2/mitotic-specific cyclin-B-like. Gene Ontology annotation, cellular component: cytoplasm; nucleus; cyclin-dependent protein kinase holoenzyme complex. The record is from RefSeq and is a predicted model, not a curated record. Lineage: Eukaryota; Metazoa; Arthropoda; Insecta; Diptera; Drosophilidae. Gene Ontology annotation, biological process: mitotic cell cycle phase transition; regulation of cyclin-dependent protein serine/threonine kinase activity. The transcript has a single exon. Gene Ontology annotation, molecular function: cyclin-dependent protein serine/threonine kinase regulator activity. The coding region runs from base 161 to 1489 and encodes 442 amino acids.